Messenger RNA from Psilocybe cubensis, 1305 nucleotides. RefSeq lists its product as uncharacterized. The transcript is spliced from 2 exons. Lineage: Eukaryota; Fungi; Basidiomycota; Agaricomycetes; Agaricales; Agrocybaceae. The record is from RefSeq and is a predicted model, not a curated record. Bases 1 to 1305 code for a protein of 434 amino acids.
AUGGGCCAUGCGGCAAUGGCUUCAGGCAACAAAUUUGGCAAAGCUUUAUCAAGGUGUGUUAUCGUCAUCGUCAUCGAUUGGAUAUCUGACACAGUUUCAGAACGUGGAUGGACAAAGACGCAUGGGCACUUUCUUGUAAUGGGUGGAUUCAUGCUAUAUCGGAACGGAGUCCCAGUACAAACACUAUCAAUUGAGAAGUUUCACAGGCACCUCGAAGCCGGUUCCAUUGAUUUCCCAAAUAUCACUGAAGAGGACAUCCUCGACCGCAGUAAAUCAGACUUCCUCCAAAGGACAAUCGUCAUUGUCCAAGUGGUGUGGUUUGCUCUUCAAUGCAUUGCACGACGCGCUCUGGGGCUGACAAUAACCGAGCUUGAGGUGGUCACUCUAGCGUUCACGACGUUGAAUGGGGCAAUGUUCGCAUUUUGGUGGAACAAGCCGCUUGACGUCCGACGACCCUUCCGAAUUGAUUUCAAACCCGUACCGGUAUCUGCGCCUCCAGAACCUCCCAUAGAGAUUACGACAGUGGCUAAAGCCGAGUCAGAUUCUCCGCCGACAUUGGAGCCUGCUGCACCCGUGAAUCGGUAUGCACGAAUUGCAGAUGAAGAGGAUUGGCUGUAUAUGACUUUGCUGAGAAAGUCGGAAGCAAAAAGGAUGCAAUCUUACUCAGACUCGGGUGGCAUCCCCCUACGGUCACGGCUGCGGGAUCAAGCUUCCAAGAUGGUGUCUUCUUCCAGCAAUGUGGUCGUCCAAUUUUUCAAAUCCAUCGUGGACUACGUACAAAAAGAAGGGUUGGUUUCAGCAGUAUUUCAUGUCUUUGUUGUCUGGCCUAUAGAACGCGUACUCAAUGGACUAGGAGAUAUAGUAGAGUCGGAUGACUCGAAAAAGGUUCGCAAAGGCGCUUUGCGAGUUCCCACUUUCUACGCACCUAUGAUGGUGCCGGAUGCCGUGGCGUGGGUUCGAGCAGGAGCUGCAGCUCUUGGGGUUGUAUUCGGAAGUAUACAUAUGGCCGCCUGGUCAGGAACCUUUCCAAGUCACGGAGAACAGACUACAUGGAGGGUUGCCUCGGUGAUAAUCACAGUGCUGCCUGGUGUCAUCUUGCUGGCGAAUGUAGUAAAUUUCUGGCUUGAACGCGACGAGGAUAGAUGUUGUGGAUGCUUUGAAGAUUGUGUGGCCUACAUAGAGUAUGUUGUAGGGGCGGGUGGAAUUCUGGUCUCCAGAAUCUUCAUGUCAGAUGUUUCCUGUGCUGUCAUUCACGGAGAAAUUAGUGCUGGUGGACACUGGACUCGUAUUUUUGUUGUCCUAUAA